GUCAGGAACCUGAGAUAUACAAGGCUCAACGGACAGAUGGACAAGAUCGCUCACAUCAACCACACACAACUCUAGUUUCAGUCUACUUUGCAAAAUUUAAGAUAGAUAUAUUUCAAAGGUUGAUUUUGAGAUUGUUUUUAGGUCAAACCCAUUCCCUAGUAAAGGGUAGUAUUUUGCUUAAUUAGACCUCUAGGGGUAUUUUUCCAUCUUUAUUGUUUCUGGGUUUCUGGUGUAUUUCGGAAAUCGAUUUCAUCUUGUGUGGCUGUGAAACAUUUCGACCAUGUCAACUGCUUUGGAGUCAACCGGGUUUUUAUUAGGAGUUGCUAGCUGGCUGAUCAUCGGGGCAGCACUCGGCAAUGACUACUGGAAGGUGUCCUCGGUCUCCGGCGGCGUCAUCAUCAGCAACCGUCAGUAUGAGAACUUAUGGCACUCCUGUGCCGAGGGCAGCACUGGUGUCGCAGAGUGCCGCGACUUUGAUAGCCUGCUGGCCCUGCCCGGCCAUGUGCAGGCAAGCCGUGCCCUGAUGAUCAUUGCUCUGCUUCUGGGGCUGGUGUCUAUGAUCAUAUCUCUGCUGGGGCUGAAGUGCAUUAAGAUUGGCAGUGCCACAGAGGAGACUAAGGGCAAGAUUACUGUGACUGGUGGAAUCCUUUUCAUCCUCGCAGGUCUUUGUGUUAUGGUCUGCUGCUCCUGGUACGGUUAUCGAGUUGUGCAGGACUUUAACAACCCACUGUUUGGUGGUGUUAGGUUUGAGCUGGGCACUGGUCUGUUCAUGGGUUGGGGCGGAGCCACUCUGGCCAUCCUGGGAGGGGCUCUUCUCUCCUGUGCCUGCAAGAGGGCAAAAAGUAACAAGCCUAAAGCAGGGUACUAUGCAGCAGGUCAGCCUAAGACAAUCUACUCACAAGCCAAGUCCGAGCCGGAGGCCAGAGCUUAUGUUUAAUACAUCCUCUUCCCCACCUCCCUCACUCUCUUCCCCUCCCCACCUCCCCCACCUCCCCCCACCACCCAACCACCACCUUUAUAGACACAAAUAUUUAGGCGAAUAUCUUUUGUUGUCGUUACCCCUAUUUUUGUUUAGUAUUUCUGUCUCCUUCAAUGUUUUAGCUACUUGUUUUGAAAGUUGUUUGAUGCAGAAACUUGGAAUCAUUUUGAGUUAUUAGCUACUGUUAAUGGGAUCUGUUUGUUUUGGAACUUGGGUUCCCUUAAAUAAACAUUAUUUUGAUAUAUUUGGGGUUGUUUAUUUUCAUUUCUAAAACUAAAAUGCCAUGUUUAAGUCGAUAAAAGUACAUAUUAUACUCUGCAUUUCAAAUACUUUUUUAUUGAACAUAUAUAA
Molecule: messenger RNA, 1330 nt
Organism: Esox lucius (northern pike)
Lineage: Eukaryota; Metazoa; Chordata; Actinopteri; Esociformes; Esocidae
Gene: cldn15la
Product: claudin 15-like a
Exons: 5
Coding region: 281-937 (218 amino acids)
Biological process (GO): cell adhesion; bicellular tight junction assembly
Cellular component (GO): bicellular tight junction; plasma membrane
Molecular function (GO): structural molecule activity
Source: RefSeq, a predicted model, not a curated record